ACAAAUAUAAACAAACUGUUAUCAUUGAUAAUUUUAAAUUAAUCCAACCGUAAUUUUAAUUUAAUAUAAAAUUUAACUUAUUGACGAUUUUUUAACAAAAUGCAUUCAUCAGAAUGGUUUGAAACCGACGAAUCCUUGUUAUUUUAUGAUGAUAAUAUAAUAUUAGAAGAAACCUCACAGGGCGUUUGGGAAGACUGCGUUGCACCCUCAAUUUUUAGUGUAGCUUAUUUUCUUAGCCAACUAGUCCUAGUGAAUUUUAUUUUUGCCCUUUUCGUUUCAACAGUGAGAUUAAAAAAGGAGUUAUUCCAUCUGCUAUCAGGAGUUUGCGGAUUGUACUUAAUAUAUCAACUAGAAUUUUACGAAGGCAAAUUGCUGUUAAUAUUAGUAUUUUCCUCAUCGUAUUUAGUUUUAAUCCUAAUCGAUUUGCUGCAAAAAGCUUUAAGUCUUCUGGGAAAGGAAAAGAUUCAUCGGACCAGCUACUUCAGUAGCUCUAAUAUAAUAAAAUACACCCUUAUAGUAAUUUUAGUAUUAUGUGAAUAUUUUUUAAUGAAUGCUGCGACCUGGUUGGAAAUCAGAGGUUUAGUGAUGGUGUUCAGCAUGAAACUUAUUUCGUUAGUCGACGAUAUGGAAAAAGACAUUGUCCAGUUUCCGAGCUUCUUCAAUUACUUCGGCUACAUUUUCUGCGGGGCCAACGUUAUUUUUGGACCGUGGAUUUCUUUCGACGAGUACAAUUUAAUGUACGACAAACCAACGAGGAAGAAUUUCAGGUGGAUGUUCUCCAUUGUCAGAACACUCGCGAUUUCGUUGUUUUUCCUGACUGUCUCUAACUGCUUCUGCAACUACGUAAUAGAUGGGGAGAUGCCGGUGUUCUUGCAGAGUUACAAAGAAGCAUUAUCGUUCAGAACGAGCCACUAUUUUGUGAGCUUCCUGUCUGAAGUUACAAUGCUCUCUGCCGGGUAUAAGAACAGCAAAAUAUGGAAUGAACCGGAUAAAUGGCGCUACGAGAUAGUCAAUCCAUUAAAAAUCGAAUACCCUACAGCUUUAGCAACAGUUGUGACGCAUUGGAAUAAACCUAUGCACGAUUUUUUAAAAAAAUAUGUUUACAGGUCGUGGUUACCAUUAGGAAAGUUCUACGCUAUUCUUGCCACGUUUGUAAUGUCGUCGUUCUUGCAUGGAUUUGAGUUGAAAGUUUCGGUCGUGUUGAUAACAAUUGGGAUAUUUUCGUACCUCCAAUUUGCUCUGCGAGAAUAUUUCGCUGGCGCUUUCGAUUGUUGCAUGAGGGUGCAUCCUUGUAAGGGAUGCUGCAAGCACAAGCAUAAGAGAGAAGCGUUGCUUUCCAUUUGUUUCAGAUUAUUAUUUACUCUCACUAAUGUCAUACAUUUGGUGUAUUUGGGGAUGCUGAUGGAUUCGAGUACAGAUGAAAUAGGGAUUAUCAAUAAAUGGAGGAGCCUAUAUUUUAUUAGUUUUUGGUUGAUGAGCAUAAAUGUGUCGAUAAUAUUACAAAUUUAA
This is a messenger RNA of Phyllotreta striolata, 1509 nucleotides long. Lineage: Eukaryota; Metazoa; Arthropoda; Insecta; Coleoptera; Chrysomelidae. The record is from the annotation of a GenBank genome assembly.